Molecule: messenger RNA, 9914 nt
Organism: Varanus komodoensis (Komodo dragon)
Lineage: Eukaryota; Metazoa; Chordata; Lepidosauria; Squamata; Varanidae
Exons: 2
Coding region: 3166-5235 (689 amino acids)
Molecular function (GO): DNA binding; protein dimerization activity
Source: RefSeq, a predicted model, not a curated record
UCUUAAGUGGACUCUGGGGGAUGGUGGAGGACAGGAAGGCCUGGAGGAAUGUUGUCCAUGGGGUCGCGAUGGGUUGGACACAACUUCAAGACUAACAACAACAAACCACAUUUCAAUGUAUCUCAAAAAUCCAUGGAUUUAAAGGCCUAUUCUGUUUGAACUACAACUUGCAUUUCCCAGAGGCAUUUCAAGUUGCAUCUGUACCUCUUUGUAGUACACUGACCAGGUUCCCACAACACAAGCCACAUGUGUUAUCAUGACAUAGGAACUCAAAACUACUUCCCACAGGAUGGCUUGUUCUUGACAACAACCCAUAGCUUGUUCUAGGGAGUUGUACCCAAGAUGGGUUGUUAUGUCAUCCAAAUCUAGGAUAUCAAUCCCAUCAUGGAUAGCAAGAAUGGCAGCAACUCCUGGUGAUCUCACUGCCCAUGAAAACUGUUUCACCAAUGCUUGAGCAACCAUCACUGGUUCAUUAGGCUUUCUAAAAUACAUAUAUAAAAUUGGGCAACACAAACCAGCCAAACAAAGGUCUUCAAUUGAACUCACGUAUUUGGCAUUCCUGAACACUAAGAUAUCAGCAUGAAAUCUGAUAUGUGUUUGCAGGACACAAUUGUACAUUUCAAGUUCAAAUACCAGGGGAACCCCCACAGCUCUAUUCAAAAAGCAAAAAUGACAAAAUAAUUCUGAAUUUGCUCUGAAAACUGGGAUACCAGAAUAGAACUUCAGGUACACAAUCUUUCAUUUCAAGUUUUAUCCCUAGUUCAACUCUUAACACUGCUUUCCAAUCAAGUCAUUCACUACCAAAGCCUCUCAAACAUGAUUUAAUAGUUCUAUGGAAAAGCAAGUGCAUCUGAUAGAACUCAAACCCUAUACCAGUGGUGGUGAACCUUUGGCACGCAUGCCACAGCAGGCACACACAGCCCUCUCUGUUGGCAAGAGAGCCAAGUUGCCCCAGCAUCACCCCAGCAGUCGAGCAUCAGAUAACAGCACACAUAGGGGCCAUGCGCAUGCUUGGAAAGGAGUAGCAGCGCCAGGCAAGGAUGUCACGAGCCACAAUUCAUUAGUUGCGACUUGUCCGAGCUUUUGCAUGGCUGGUCAGUGUGCUGACAAGGAUAUACAUAUAUUGGCUUGGACUGGCUGUGAGUUGUUUUUUCUAAACUAAGACCUCAGUAUUCAGGUUUUACUGCAGUGUUGGCACUUUGCGAUGAAUAAGUGGGUUUUGGGUUGCAGGCUGGGCACUUGGUCUCUAAAAGGUUUGCCAUCACUGCCCUAUACCUUACAAAAUAGUUAUAUCAUCCUGCAUAAACUAAACAUUUUGAUAAGAAUCUACCACAAGUCCAUGUUGAGCUUUGGCUGAUACAGAUUAGGAUCUACUUCUCAUUAAAAAAUAAUUUCAGUAACUUGUUUAGAAAGUUGUGGAUGAUGAACUCUUCUGCUCAAACACUGUUUGUCAACUAUUUUUUACCAGGAUAUAUGAAAAGCUAGGUUCAAGUAUUUGACUUAUGGAGGGAAGGAUAGGGAGGCCGUUGAUGAAAUACACAAAGGCUUCCCUCCAAUUUUAACCGAAUCACGUCUCUCCUGCAUGCUUUUAAAAACAAGCCACAAGAAAAGAGAAGGGAAGAAAGUUCACCUCUGGCACUUCUGUAACUUAAGCACUGGCUGGGUUCCCUUGAAAUCCAGCUGAUGAAAAAAGACACAAGGUAAAAAUAGCACUAAACUAAAGCUAUAGAAAAUUAUAAUAUUAUUUUUAAUUUGAAUGUUUAAUUAAUUUCUCUUUAAAAAGACACUAGUGGACUUAAAACAAAAGUACUGAAACAUACACACUAGAAACAAUUUCCAUUGAAGUACCAAAAUACUGGCGCAGACCCUAAUCAAAACUACUAAUGCAUGAAAAGCCCACCAUUUGCUUUUAGAUGCCUGGAAGUUUUGACCUGAAAGGAGAAAAACAGAUGUUGCUGGUGUCAGCUGGUCCUUAGUGGGGAAAGCGUUCCACUGUUGGGAGUGGGGAGUGGGGUCACCACUGACAAGGCCCUCAUCCUUGCAGCUAUCCUCUGUAACCCCUUCUGGGAAAGCAAUCUGAAGAUAGCUCUGGAUAUUGAUUGCAAUGUGUGGGAAGCAAAAAGAAGAGCAACCUUAUCUAACUAUUUAUUUAUUUAUGCUUUGUGCCCUACCUUUCAGCAAAAAUGGCACAAAAGAUGGCUUAUGGACAUAGUUACAGUUCAUGACAGUAAUACAUUAAAAAUAACACAACAAUCACAAAAUAACAAUGUAAGUAAAAAUUAAAAACAGCACCCAACACAACAGACCCUCCUCCUGGGAAAAGACCCUUUUAGAUAAAGCAGUCUCCCUCCUAGAAAAAUGAUAGCACAGAGGAAGCAAAACCAGCCAGCCUUGGGAAGGGGCUCCACAGUCUGGGAAUGACUCUCAAAAAGGCACUCUCUCGGGUCACCACCAACUGCACCUCUGAAUCAGUGAUGUGGGUUUUCAAGAAAUUAAACAUGAAAAUGUCGCAGUGUCCUAAAUAAUUUGGUAUCUGAUUUAGCAAAUUUAUCUUAUAUUUAGUAAAUACAACUUUAAAAGUUCACCAAUUAUAUGUGUUGUGUACACACACACACACACACACACACAACAAACAUUUUUCCAUGAGCCCUCAAUAGUUGAAAUGAAACGUUUGCUUGGGAGGCAGGGGGUGAGAGAGAAAAAGCACUCCGUACGGGUAAUAUGCUACUUUUUAAAAAAUCCAGUGCUUUACUGGGAUAUUAUUUUUAUUAUAAACCCUAGGGAUAUUUUAAGACAGGCCAUCUCUGUAACACUCAUUUCCCUUACACUGUUUACACUUAAAGAAAAGAAUCCAGGCACUGAAAACUGUUAAUAUACUAAUUUUAACCAAAGAGCUGUGCAUGAUAUGCCACGGUUGUCCCUUAAUCUAUUCCAGAGUGAAUUUCACCGAGGCCUGGGAAUGGAAAAUUUCCUGUGGAAAAAAAAUAGUACUAGAAAAUUUUCCAUUACAGAAAAUUUUCCACUCCACAUCACUGCUAAACACACAGAGCACUCACUACUUCAUUUCUUUUGAGAAGCUUAGGCAGGCUGGAAGUCUUUGAAUCAAACCCUGUUCAGAUUUUAAGAAACGACUUUCAGCUUUAGCUUAAUUUUGAAAUAGUCAUAAUGCCUAACCAGAAAACUGGUGUGUGGCAUCACUACACUGAAACCACUGAAGGAAAGAAGAUAAUAGGUCAAUGUAAAUACUGUGGCCAGACAUAUGCAAAUAAUGCAACAAGAAUGAAAAGACAUCUGACAAUAUGCAAAAAAUGUCCAGAAAGAGUACAAUCUUCUUACAAGAAGCUACUACAGUUAAGUGCUGGAACAACCUCUGGGAAAAGUCUACUUCAGGAAUUAAUCGAAUUUGGGAACUCAAGUGAAGCAACAAUUUUUCCAAAAGUGAACACUGAAAGUGUUAAGCUGCCAGCUCUGGGGAAAGUAGAAGCAGGGCCUUCUUUUUCAAGAUCAGUGCCUCAAGAUAUGCAAUCCAUGAGUAGCUGCUCAGGGCAGCCUAGUUUUCUAGCUAAAUUUGUAGACAAAAUGUCGAAAGAAGAUCAAGAAAGAGCUGACGAGACAUUAGCUCGAGCUAUAUUUGCAAGCAGAAUACCUCUUUCCAUAACGGAAAAUCAAUACUGGAAGGAGCAUUACAAACUAAUUCGCCCAUCUUAUAAGUUACCAUCACGUUAUCGCCUAUCACAUUCUCUUUUAGACAGAGAGUACAACAGAGUCCAAACAAUGGCUGUUCAGAGGAUCAGUCAAACAGAGGCACUGACGCUGAUAUCAACUGGGUGGACUAAUAUACAAGGAAAGUCUUUACUGAGCAUUAUGUUUGCCAUGCCUGAACCAGUAUUUCUCAAAGCAAUUCCUACCACAUCUUCUCAUCAUACCACUGAAUGUAUAGCAAACUUACUGACUGAAGAGAUUGAAAGUGCAGGUCCACAAAGGGUACAAGCCCUAGUGACUGAUAAUGCAAGUAGCAUGAAAACUGCCUGGCAAAUAUUAAAAGGAAAGUACCCUCAUUUAAUAAUAUUUGGCUGUCUUGCUUCUGAGUUAAAUCUUCUAGCAAAGGACAUAGUAAGUGUGAGCACAAUGAAAACAGUGCUAGCAAACUGCAAAGCAAUUGUGAAAGCAUUCAGAAAUCAUCAUGAGGUUAAUCAAGCUUUGAAAAGAUUACAGAAAGAGAAACAGGGAAGGGAAAAAGCAUUUUUAUUGCCAUCAGAAACUAGAUGGGACUCGGUCAUAAAGUGUUUAGACAGUUUGCUGCAUGCUAAGAACUGUUUGCAGUGUACUUCACUAGAAGGUGCAGUCUCCCAGAUUAUUUUUGCAAACACCUGUGAUCACACUGAUAACAAUAUGUUUUGGGUUCAAGUUGAAGGAAUAUUCAAUUUGCUACUACCAAUUUCAGAGGCUAUCCAGAAACUUGAAGGAGAGAAAACAACUCUUUCAAAUAUUCCAGCCAUAUUCAGGAAACUGAAUGAAAACCUAACUGAACUUUUGCCUUCUUCACCUCUUUCCAAAGAAGAAGUCACACUAGUAAAGCAAGCAUUUCAUAACAGAUCUGAGCAUUGUUUUCAUCCAGUUCACCUGGCAGCCAAUCUACUAGAUCCUAGACACUGUGGAGAACAUUUAUCUGAAAAUGAAUUAUCAACUGCUCUUGAUACAAUCAUGGAAUUAGCUAAGAACAUCCCAAACAUUGAUGAAAUAACUGUGAUGACGGACAUUGCAGAAUAUCGUGCAAAAGAAAAGCUUUGGAGCCAGGACAUCAUUUGGCGGGCAUCAGAGAAUGUCUCCCCUCUCACAUGGUGGAAGGGAUAUUGCAACACCAGACAACUGUCCAGGGUUGCCAUAAGGAUCCUAAGCAUUCCACCCACUGCCGCUUCCUGUCAAAAGAACUGGAAGGCAUUCAACUCAAUCAAUGCAAAGAAGAGGAACAGGCUAACAAAUGAACGUACCGCCAAGCUUAUUUCUGUGUCUCAAAAUCUCUCAUUAUUGCAAGAGAAUCAGUCACAUGUGCAACUCAUGAAAAGGAUGAAGUAUGAUCUGCUGUUCCAAGACUCAUUGCAGGCAGAAUCAAUGUUCAGGGAAAUAGAAUGUGGCUCAGGCAGUUCUGAAUCAGAUUCACCACUAUCUGGACUAGAACUUGCAAGUAGUGUAGGGACUUUUACAGACAGCGAAAUGGAAGAUACUGCUCAGUGAAAGUUAAACUUUGUUGAAAUAAAUCAGUGGGCAAGAGUGGCUUAUCAUAUUUAGACAUGAAAAAUUUGGUAUAUCAAUGGCUCUCAGUGUAUUUACCCUCCCCUUACAGUUUCAACAAUGUUAGGAAAAUGCAUUCUAUGUGUUCGUAAUGUCUUAAAGUAUUUACAUAUAUUCUAAUCAAAAUAGUAGCCAAGUUAAGCUUUGAGUGAUUUUUUAAAAUAUAAAUAAAUACUCUUCACUGAUAUUUUGUUUCCUAAUGGCAUAAUUCAGUUCAACUGAUUUCACACAAAAUGUAAAAAUAUUAUGAUGUAACUUUUAAAGUUUUGUUUAUUAAAAAUAAAAUCCAAAUCAGCAUGUCAAAUUGGAUCACAAAUAACUAAGGGCAUGAGGAAAAGUUCAGAUUCAAACAGUUCCAGAAAUCCCAGAUGACUGAAUUAAUGCAGAGAACUGUCUUGAGUUCUAUUUAGAAUUUCUUCCAUUCUUACCCUAUAACCCAAAUCAAGCAAUGUCUGUAGCUGUAACUAUCUGCAGUGCAUUCAUAUAUGUGUCUACUCAGAAGUAGAAUCCCAAGGGGUUCAGUGGAAGUUACCCAGUAUAGGAAUACAGGGCUUAAUCACAGAUAUUUUGCCAAUAUUCCAGCUGGUUUUCUCCCUGCUCCCACUACCCCCAAUUAAGUAGGUCAGGGUUUUACCAAGAAGGCAAGAAGAGUCCAGAACAACCAAUAACAAAAGAACUGAAGGUUGCUAGAACAAAAUACUUUGUGCAAAACCCUCCAACUCCUAAGGAGAAAGCAGAAGGGAUGAGAAAAGCAGGUGAAUUUUUAAAGGUUAUCCCCACAGCAACAGAAACCCUUUCAGUGAGUCACCGAAAGUCACUCAGUUUGAAUUAAGAACUUAGCUUUCCAAUGUAAGUGAAAUAUCUGUUUAAUGAAGGUAAAGGGGGUGGAAAGGCUCAGUCAAGGAGAUCUCAAGGUAAGGAAAUAUGAAUCAAUUUAAACUACAGUACAGGAAAAUAAUGUGACUACCAUAAGAUUAGUGCCUGACGAACAAUGGCAUUAUUACCUUAAUUUACCUUGCUAUUCAUCACUGUUUCUUGAAUAAAAUAUUCUUGCUAUGAGUUGCCAAAACAACACCUGGCAGGAACAAGAUGGUAGUAUUGGCUGACUUCAGCAUGCCCCAAGGCUUCCAAGGAAAAUAUCCUUAGAGAAAGAAACUUAAUGUGAUUCCACAUUGAUUCUCCCAGUAAGUGUAAGAAGUCACAUUAUACUGGGAAGAAGAGGAUAAAUCAAAGCAGCUGAAGAAUAAGCCCCUUUGCAGCCCAUUCCUUCCAGAGUUUUGUGUACAUUUGUUGUUUUCACAUGAUGAUUCUGCCCCACUUCCAUCAAGCAAAGCCAACAAUUUGACAGAGGUCUCUUGCUGCCAAAGAAAUCAGUAUCACAAAAGCAUCAUCUUUUCAGUUCAGGUUCUGCUGCUUCUUGAUUGUAUCUGAAACAGCUUCAUCCAUUUCUCAAAUUCAUUAACUUCCUCUGGGAGAGACCUGCCUCAUUUUUCUGCACAGUAAGUGUGCAUUAUCCAGUUUUUCAGAUAGGGACUGCUGUGAUAGAAACAUUUCCUCCUGUACAGAUGCCAGUACAAUGAUGGAUGAUUCCAUGGCUUGAGGCUGCAAGUAUCUCCUGAACUACACCAUUAUUUCAGGGUUGACAGAAGAACUUGCCACUAACUUUAUUUUUGUUUAAUCCUGAAAUAUUGAAUUCAGAACAAUCCAGUUUACCAGAAUAAGAGGUGAUAUUACCCAUAAAAAUAGUUGCAUGGAGCUGCCCAUACACAUGUUGACAAGCACUCACUUCUAAAAUCACCUUCAGAGUAUCAAAGAAUUUAAGCAUCAGUAAGAAGCUAUAUAGAUUUUUCUCUUAUAAAAUUAUAGAACUACCAGUAUCCCUUUCAUCUACAUUUUUCAUUAAUGCAGUGGUGGGCAAUUGAAACUGUCUGCAGAACUAGAUGCUCCCGCCCCCAUGGUGCUCCUUUGCAAGCUGGGUGACAUCAACAAAAUGACACAAUGUCUCUAAUGUCAUGUGGUCCCUUCCCAGGCACAUCAGAGUCAUGCUCCUCCCCGCAGCAUGUGUGUUGAGAACCAACUUUGCUGUGUGCAAAGCUCCUUCCAUAGGAACAGGCCCAUGUGCAGCAAAGCCACCUUCCCUGCUCGUUUUCUUCUACUGUUGUGAAGAUACAAGGCAGGUGAAUUUGUUCAGCUUGGCUUAACUUGUCCUUCCCCUUCCCUGUGAAGAGUAGGUGAAGGACAAACAAAGUCAACUCAUCUGGCACCUGUAGGAGCUCCCAAAAGUGUCAGCCAAGUGCAUACCUAACACUCCCUCAAAGAAAUCUCUUUAUCUCUUACUGCAGAUCAAAGAUUAGAGGAUUCUUUUUCCCAAAGCCCCUGCUAGGCCAGAGGAUGGUGCCUGGGGAAGGGGCAAGUUUGUUCCACAAGCUGAGCAGGCAACUUCCACAGGCUAGAUUAGGACUGCAAGCCAGAGGUUACCCACCCAUACUCAUUUUUUAAUGUCAGUUUGAAAAACUGGAGAAAACUUGAAGAAAUGUAAGGAGAUCUUAAAAGUGCAGUGUUGACUGCAAUAAUUUAACAAUGAAAAGGUCUUACCAAGAAAAAAAAUCAGAUCUGGAAAGGCUGAAAAUUAGCUGAAAACCUGGGAAUGGUCAAUCCUACUGCAUAUGGUCAGGUCUGGUAUAUUACCAUCAUAUUUGUUCAGAUCUGCUGGCUAGCCUAAGUUUAAUACAAGCCAUACACAAAUACUACAGAUAAUUUUGUACUGGAUGGAAUGAAAAUAGAGAACACAUAAAAGAGUGGAACCUAUACCUCUGGGUGAAUAACUUGCGCUUGACUUUAAUAGAAAUGGACUGCCCUUCAGACCCUAAAGCGGGGGUUCUGCUAACAGUGAUGCUCUUGAUACCAAGACCAACCACCUGCAUGACUGCUAGUUAAGAAAAAGUGCACACACGCUGCAUUCAAUGCACUCCAAAUAUACUGUAUACCAUUUUUUAAGGGAAUGAAUGGUGACAUCAAAGUUCACAUAGCCCAUGUAAGGUGAGGCAGCAAGUCAGCUAAUAUUUCAUUUCUUGAUUGAAAUGAAAUGCUAAGGUAGCCAAACUAGGGCUACAACAGUAGUCAUUGUGCAAUAUGGGCUCAUCUUUCAUUUCAAUCUGAAAAUCUACUUUAAUCCUACUAGACCUGCAUCAUUCUCUUAUAAACAUAAUUAUUCCUUCAUCUCUACACCCAAAAUAAUUCCCCUUAAAUAUUUUUAAGGGAAAAAUAUUUAAGGAAAAAAUACUCACCUCUCAAAAAAUCAACAAAGAAAACUUGGAGUACAUUCUUAAGCAAAGUGCAAUGUAAAUUUCAAAGGAGUAUGGUCAUUUCACAAUUUUUAACAUUGUCCCCAAGUCAGUCUUAUUCUUAUUCUUAUUCAUUUCUAUACCACCCCACAUUUGGAGAUCAAAAUGUCAACCGGCUCUGCAAGAAACACAAGCUCCAAGUAGUGAACACAAGCACAGACAUGUAAACUUCCUACAUGGCAAAUAUUUUACAAUCUGCAGUGGGUUGUCCUGUCAAGCCCUGGACAAAAAAAAAAAGAAUCCAAAGCAAACAAGAAGACACUCACAAAGAAGGAAUGACCCUAAACAGAAUAUGUUUCCUCUAGCUAUAGCAACAAUAGCAUCCUUUUAUACAAGGCUUUUCAUUCAAAUUACUGUCCCUAUUAACAAACAGAAAUAUUUUACCUUAACCAACAUAAUUUAGAUGAACUUUGAAAAUCCAACAUGACUCUUCAAGAAUCAGUUCCUCAUACCUAGAGGGAAAAUGUUUCAUUUAAGUUGCCGGGUGCCUUCUGCUUUGCUUUUAGAUGUUUCUUUUGCUCAGGCUUAAAACCUGCAAGCCCUAACAUGCCCCAAGCAGAAAUCACUGGCAUAUCCAAACACAGUUUGCUUCCUUCAGCCUCCCCACUCCUCCAGUAUAUUUGCUAAUAUUCUGGUUAGCAAAAUUGUGUAAGAUGCCCUUGGAAGUCAGCUGCCUACAAAUUGGUCUGUGUUCCUUUCAACAUAUUGAUUAGCAAGUUUUUUUUUCUAAAAAUGUUCCAAACUCGUAUCAAAUAUUCAAUAUAUUCUGCAAGGUGUUAAUGAAAAUUAAAGGUUCAACUGAGAAGACAUUUGAAGGGGAAAGGCAAAACAUUGGCUUUGGUUAAAAAAUCUAAGGAGAAGCAGCUUACACUAGGGGAGCGGAUUUCUGCACCCCCCACACCUGCUCUGAAGCUUUUCCAAACUGUUUGGAGUUAUUUCUUUUAAAAUGGAAUGAAGAUGGGGAAUAAACCUGUGACAGCCCUCCCCAUGUACAAGAAAAUAAGAGCUUUUCUUACUCAUGCAGCCAAAAUUAACACAUGCUCUAAAAUUACAUUUCCUUGAGUUAACUGCCGCUUUAGCACAGUUCUAGCUUAAGAGCAAAAACUGAAUGCCCCAGAGGAGGAACAUACUAAAUGUGGCAUGCUCAUUUGGUAUAUUUAAACUUGGUGACAGAAACGUUGGUGGAUCUAAUCUUUGCUGACAUGCAGAAGUGUGUAACUGUUUCUAUGCAGUUGCCUUUACAGUGGUACCUCGGCUCACGAACGCCUUGGUUCAUGA